Caenorhabditis angaria is the source of this 3554-nucleotide messenger RNA. The record is from the annotation of a GenBank genome assembly. NCBI's taxonomy places the organism in Eukaryota, Metazoa, Nematoda, Chromadorea, Rhabditida, Rhabditidae.
AUGGAGCAUAUCGCUAAUAAAUCUCAAUUCGAAACAAUCAUUAAACUUAUUAGAGGAACAUACUAUUGGUUAGUUAAGGAAAAAUUUCUAAAAUUAUUCAAAUCGGUUUUUCAGGGGAGAAUGGACCAUGGAGAAUGAUCAAUUCCAUUUGGUAAAGAUGUCGUCUGAACAAUUGGAUUGUCAAGGAUCGAAACUUAUUGUCUUAAUGGAAGAAUCAUUGAAAAAUCUCAUUGGAGUUAUUAAAGUAAGUAUUAAGAGUUAUUUAUUCUAGAAAAGAACUCAUUAUAUUUCAGAUUGAUCCAAAUAUUUGUUAUGAAGACAAUUCAAAAUUUGUCGAUAAAUGCAUGCAAGUGUGCGAUCAUUAUGAAUUGAUUAUUGAAAUGCACCAAGAUACUGGAUCAACAUUAUUCAAUUCUGAUGAAACGGUUCGAAAUCCGGUACGUUUAUACUUUCAUCAAAAUGUUUAAUAGUGCAUUUUUUGAAAAAUCAAACCGUCAUUAGAAUUGAAUUAAAAAAUUAUAAUAUUGCAACAAAUUUCCAACUUUCUAAUUUUCCAGUUCUCACUUUUCCAAUACAGGUCGGAUGUUUAAAAAAAAACAUUUGAGACUAAAAAUUCAAGAUUUUCAAUGAAAUUGACAUUUGAAAAUUUGGAACAUUUGAAAAUUUGGAAUAAAACUACAAUUAUGAAAAAGAGCAAUGUUCCGUUUCCCAUCCGCCAACAAAAUCAUUCAUUUUCCAGACAUUGUUAUCUGCAAUCGAAAGACGUGAAACCGUCCAGCCAAUUGAACAACAAAUAGGACAAAUUGACAAAGAAGAAUUUUAUAUGUCACUUGUUGAUCGAACUAUGAGUGUUGAACAAAAAUUGGAGCAGAAAUUGAAUCAAAACUCGGAAAUGGAUAGAUUGAAAAAAUUAUUCAACCAAAAAGCAACAAUAGCGGAAAAAGUGAGUUUACUUUCGAAUAACUAUGGCCAUUUUUUGAAUUGGUCUGAAGAAAUUGGGCCAGGUUUAAUUAAGUGAAUCCGAUUUAGAAGGAUUUUUGAAACGAACCAUGGUGAAAUAUUUUCAAUACAUUUUUUUCGCACCUGGCCCGAUUCAAAAUUUAUUUUGCCAAUUAAAAACAAACAUUUUCAGAUGGAUAUUGUUCGGAUGCUGAAAAAAGCGGAUUGGACUCUAGAGGACAUGGUUUAUGUCGACCUCAAACCUCGAUUAGGAAAUAACAUUUACGACGUGAGUGUACAAUAUUUCGAAAAAUAUUCGAAAUAUUUAUGUUUUUCAGAGAUUGUGGUAUGUAUGGCGGUUUGAGUCGGAUGAGACAUUUCGCAGAAAACUGAUUGAUUUGUCGACAGACUAUAUUAUUUCAGUUGAUUUGCUGAAAAUAAUUGCGCCCAUGUACAACGAACAAUUGUACGAUGACGUCAAUUUUUGGUUGGACAAGUUGAGUUCGGAGACAAAUUCGUCUAAAAUUGUUGAUGUGAGUUUAAAAAUUACCUUUUUAUAAUUUUGAUCAAAACUUGUUUUUUUUUAAAGGAAAUUCGGGCUUUACGAAGAGAGAAAAGAGAGGAGAAGCAGAAAAAUGAGAAAAAGCCGAAAAAGGAGAAAAGAAAGUGAGUGAAAUCACUUCCACUAUUCAAUCGUCUUUGAGCCAUGAUCAAUUUAUUUGCUCUUUAAUAUUUUUUUCGUGUUUUUAAUAAAACUUGGUCGCUUUUCAAAAAAGAUUUAAAAAUUAAUUAUAUAUUUUGCAAUUAAAAAAAACUUACACUUUUCCAUUACAAAAAAACAAAGAAUUCGAUGUUCAAACAUAGUUAACUCGAAAUCGAUCGAAUUCCGCAUCACAGUCCUCAAAAUUAUUCAAGAACUUGGAAUUUUCAUAUUUUUCUUCAAAAUCUCCAUCGUCUCCUUCAUAAGUGUCCAUUUUAAUCUAUCUGCAACAGAAAAUAAAACUUAGAAAAAGCUAUUUCUCGAAAAAAAAACAGAAAAAAACACUUCUCGAAAGAAAAAUAAAAAAUAAAUUCUUGUUCGAGAGAAAUACAAAUGUGUGGUUUCCUAGGCCACGACCACGUUUGUGUGAAGUGACACCAUGGCUUAUUACGAUCCUGUCGUUUUGCGGCUAUUUGCGGCCCUCAAGCCAGCUUUUAUCAGUUUUCCCUGCAAAAGUCAAAAUUUUUCAUGAAAUAGCAAAUGCUCCCCACUGAAAUAUCGGUUUUUCAAUGAGGUAGGAAAAUAUUGAUUUUUUUGACUGAAAAAAUCAAUAAUUUUUGCAGCUGUCCACAAUUCUUCACAAAUGUUCGAUUUCAUCAAUAAUAACGAGAAUCCGGCCAAAAAAAUCGAGAAAAUCUGAAACUUUGAUGGAUUUGGCUGCUGUAAAUGAUGAAAGCCCCGAAAUUCUGACUGAAAAAUCAAAAAAAUUGCGAAAAGCUGAAAUUGCAGCCAAGAAAUCGAAAAAGGCUGAAAAUAUUGAUGAAAAACCGGAAAUUGAUGAAUGGCCUGUGAUUCCACCGGAAAGUCCGCGAAGAUCUUCAAGAAUUGCUGGAAGUUCGGUGAAAUCUGCACAAGAAGCUGAAAUUGAUGAUCAGAAGCCUGAAGUUCCACCUGAAAGAUCUUCUACAAGAAUUUCGAUAAAAUUAUCUGAAAAACAUGGUCAGAAAGCUGAAAAAUCGAAAAAUUCAUCAAAAUCUGCUUCAGAAGCUGAAAUUCAAGCUGAAAAAGCUGAAAAUUCAUCAAAUUCUGCUCCAGCGCCUGAAAUUCAACCUAGAAAUGCUGAAAAUCCUCGCACAUCUGCUCCGGGAGCUGAAAUUGUGGUCAAAAAGGUUGGAAGAGCAAGAUCGAACUCUGUUAGAGCUCCAGAAUCUGCUCCAGAGCCUGAAAUUGCUCCAGAAGCUAGAAAUUGUGAAGUCAAACUCGAAAUAUCUGAAAAUCCACAAAAAUUGACUGAAAAUGUUGUAGAAGUGAAACUGGAAAUUGAGGAAGCGGAAUAUUCGAAUUUUGAAGUCAAAAUGGAAAUUGAGGAAAAUGAAGAAGCUGAAUAUCCGGGAAUUUUGAAAAAAGUGAGUUUUUUGAGCUGAAAAUUCGUGAUUUUCAGAUUUUUUGGGUCUAGAAAAUGUAAAAUUAUCUGAAAAUUUUAGAUUUUCAGCUCAAAAUUCAAAAUUUUUAUUUAAAAAUUUAAAAAUUUCAAAUUUUUUGGAUCUAGAAAAUGUAAAAUUAUCCGGAAAUUUAAAAAUUUCCAAAUUUUUACACAAAAAAUCAUAAAAAAUGUUCCAUCUGCUGACUAUUGACUUCAAAAAUUCCACCAAAAAUCUUCAAUUUUUUCUAGUUCCUCUACGACGAGAAUAAUCCAUUCGUAAUCUGCUCUCGCAAUUUUGUCCCAUUAUAUCGUGGUCAACCAUUGUACAAAUGCUCAUUCUGCAGAGCAUCGUAUUCCGAAGGUUUGGAAAGCGAAUUGUGCGUGCGAUGUUUGUCAGAUAUCCAAAAUUGGCAAAAAUGUAUUGGGAUUGAGAAUUUCAACAUUAAACAAUUAAAUUCCUUUCAAUUCAAAUGUGUGAUGAUAAUUAAUUAA